Messenger RNA from Neohortaea acidophila, 843 nucleotides. RefSeq lists its product as uncharacterized. NCBI's taxonomy places the organism in Eukaryota, Fungi, Ascomycota, Dothideomycetes, Mycosphaerellales, Teratosphaeriaceae. The record is from RefSeq and is a predicted model, not a curated record. The transcript has a single exon. The coding region runs from base 1 to 843 and encodes 280 amino acids.
AUGUCCGACAAUCCCUCACUACCAGCCCACGGUGUGUCGGCGGGCACGCACACGACUGAGGUCCUUGGCAAUGAGAGCUCUGCCUCGAGGUUGACCGAGGGCUUAGAAGCGUCGGGGUUUGUGGGCCGUGAGAGCUCGGCUGAUGGCGAAGACGAAGGUGCAGAUGAAUACGAUGACGAGGACGAUGACGAGUAUGGGGACAAUGAACAGAUCAGACAAUAUCUGCGGGAUCAUGGAGUCGCUCCGCCGUACCCCUAUACCCUCAUGGAGAUGGUGAGGUGGAGACACUGGUGGGGCCUCGGAACUCCAGAGCCAGACAGUGGCAACGACUAUGAUGAAGACAUGGAUGACGAAGAGGAAGACAUCGACGAAGACUUCGUCCAAUUCGAAGCAGCCUACCCGGACAUCAAAGUUGAUGAACACUCAAUCUGGAUGCACUUCAACAAAGAUCUAUGGCCGAAACUCGACUUGAGCAAGCCCUACGUCGCUUCCAUGGUGCGUUGGGCAUGGGAUGGGUCCAUGGCGGUCGGGUACCCCGGCCCGUCUCACGAACAUCUGGUGGAGUUCCAGAAAGCGAAACGAGAAAGCCUCAAGAGCUCCACCUGCGAGGAGACCGAAGCCUAUCACAAUUGGAUCAAUCAUCGGUCUACUCGUGCCGAGAACGUGCAUGUCCACCAUGUGCACGCCAGUCCGAUGGUUGUCAUAGAGAGAAGUCAUCACGCCAGGGAAGAGCUUGCGCGCGUUGAUGAUUUGCGUUCUUUCUUGAAAGAGCUCGAGGAGGAGGCCGAUUUGAACUCGCAAGCGUGGGAAGAAGGGACGGAGUGGUCUGGCUUCUCGUCCUAG